AACUCCAAACGACUGUUUCAAAUUUCACGUCUUCGCUCUGCCGCGACUUUCCAUAAUGAGAGUCACAGAAUAAUGGAGCCUUGUGAUGGGUCGCUUUACGGGAGCAAGGCCCUCCAUUUCUGCUGAGGAUGGAGGAGAGUGCCUAGCCGGUAGCUCCGUCAGACACUGAUCAAACCUAGAAGGCAACCACCAUUCCGCGAUUAUCCGCCGCUCGUGGAGAACGGCUCUCCCUUCCCCUGCAGUCGUUCGCUCCAGCGUGCAAAUUUGCCGCUCCGUGUCGGACGCUUUUUGUCCUCACCCUCUCCGCUCGUUCGCGCUAAAAGGCCUGAGCCAUCCCAGAUAGCGCGCGAGCCCUGUUUCCACGAGAAGAGGAGGCUUUGUUCCUCGAGGGUUCUGACAGCAUCGAGACCUGGCAUGAGCUGAAAAAGCCCAGGAAAAGAUUGCAGAUGAAUUAUCUAGGAAACGUCUGCCUGCCGAAGAACCUAGGGAGUGUCUCGUUCCCAAGUUACCCAGGGAAUUUCCCGCGGAUUCACACCCUCGGGAAUGUCUUUUCCUCCUUUCCAAAAGCUCCAGCUGGCGGCAUUGAAAUAACCCACGUCGCUGCUGACAAGGCUGGUCGGACCCUGAUCUGCGGAAGCUAUCCCCCCGUUUCGGCGCAUCUGCGCAACCGCAAUGAUGGCGCCGGCGAGAGCGCGGGAACAGGCGGAAGGCGGAAGCCCGUUGGCGGAAGGACAGGUCGCCUAGGCGGAAGGGCGACUGGCGGAAGGGUCAUGGGCGGAAGGGGGGACGCUUUGGCGGUGGAGGUGGGGGAAGGACGGAGCGUAGUUCUCGAGGGGGGAAGGCGGUUGGCGGAAGUGGGGACGUGGGGAAUAGGCGGGCCCGCGGACUGGCUGGUCGAAGUGACCACUGUAGAUGAAAUGGCUGCAGUGCUUAAGUUCUGCCACUGCAACGCCAUCCGCACUGUGGUCAUCGGCAAGGGCUCUAACUGCCUCUUUGACGACCGGGGCUUUAAGGGGUGUGUGAUUGUAAACAGAAUCGCCUACAAGCGAGUGGAGCAGGUGCAGCAGGGGGAGCAGGGGGAGCAGGGGGAGCAGGGGGAGAAGGGGGAGCAGGGGGAGCAGGGGGAGCAGGGGGAGCAGGGGGAGCAGGGGGAGCAGGGGGAGAAGGGUGCAGACAUGCAAAACGCCAGCAAGGGAAGCACUGCCAGCAGCAGCAGCAGCAGCAGCAGCAGCACUAGCAGCAACAGCAAUGGCAGGAGCACCAGCCAGGCCUCUGCCUAUGACAUGCUAGUGCAUGUGGGAGGGGGCUACCCGUUCAAUCUGCUGGGCGUGGAGUGCUCCAGGGAAGGCCUUUCAGGAUUGGAGUUCGCUGGAGGCAUUCCGGGCACCGUGGGGGGGGCUGUGUUCAUGAACGCGGGGGCGGACGGGCAGGAAACAGCCGACUCGUUGCUCGCUGUGGACGUCCUCUCGCCUGCAGGGGCUCUCCUCUCCUUCUCGCGCUCCGGCCUCGCCUUCGCCUACCGCCACUCGCCCUUCCAGCACAUGCCAGACUGCGCUGCCAUUGUUGGCGCUACCUUUGGGCUCAAGAGAAGCAGUGAAGCACGGGACAGGCAGCGGAGAUACAUGGACAGGCGCCGGCAAUCCCAACCCAUUGCCGAUCGCUCCGUUGGCUGCAUAUUCCGCAACCCCGCACCUCCCCUUGGCUCGUCACCACCAACCCUUUUAGCAGCAGGUGGUGCAUCAGCAGCAGCAACUCUCCCUGCCUCUGCAGGAGCUCUGAUAGACCGGGCAGGGCUGAAGGGCCUGCGUGUGGGAGAUGCUAUUGUAUCGUCGAUGCAUGCUAAUUUUCUAGUGAAUGAUGGGGUGUGUAGUAGUGAGGAUAUGGAAGGGCUGAUUGUGGAGGUGAAGAGAAGGGUGAGAGAGGAAUUUGGGGUGGAGCUUGUAGAAGAGGUUAGGCGGAUCCCAUAUGACUGAAGACGUAAUGAAGGAAGUUUUAGUUUCAUGUUUUUCGCUGU
Messenger RNA from Closterium sp. NIES-67, 2014 nucleotides. The record is from the annotation of a GenBank genome assembly. NCBI's taxonomy places the organism in Eukaryota, Viridiplantae, Streptophyta, Zygnematophyceae, Desmidiales, Closteriaceae.